Messenger RNA from Brachypodium distachyon (stiff brome), 1612 nucleotides. RefSeq names its product UDP-glycosyltransferase 76B1. Bases 82 to 1497 code for a protein of 471 amino acids. The transcript has 2 exons. Gene Ontology annotation, molecular function: UDP-glycosyltransferase activity. Lineage: Eukaryota; Viridiplantae; Streptophyta; Magnoliopsida; Poales; Poaceae. The record is from RefSeq and is a predicted model, not a curated record.
UAUAUCCCGUCCAUCUUUUCUCUAUGAUUGGAAGCCACCAUUACUAUCCAACGAUCUCUCUUCGUAGACGUAGCUACAGCCAUGGCCAGCGCCGCGGAGAAGGCCCCGGCAAUUGCAAGCUCCGGGUCCGGCGUCGUGCUGAUGUUCCCGCUGCCGUUCCAGGGCCACCUGAACCCGAUGCUGCAGCUCGCCGACGUGCUCCGCUCCCGGGGCUUCGCCAUCACCGUCUUCCACGCCGCCUUCAACAUCCCGGACCCCGAGCGCGCGGGCGGCUGCCGCUUCGUCCCCGUGGGCAGCGAGGUCCCGGUCGGCGACCUCAUCCCCACCGGGAGCGACGCCGACUUCGCCGGCGCGAUCCUGCGGAUCAACGAGCGGCUGCAGGGGCCGUUCCAGGACGCCCUUCGCGAGGUGCUGCUGGAGGAGGAAGAAGAGGGGAAAGCGCCGCGGCCGGUGUGCCUGGUGGUGGACUCCAACUUCCGGGGGAUGCAGGCGGUGGCCCAGGGGUUUGGCGUGCCGACGCUGGUGCUGCGCACGGGCGGCGCCGCUUGCCUCGUGGCGUACAUGUCCUUCCACGCGCUCUGCGACAAGGGCGUCCUCCCGCCGCCACCGUCUCAAGAUCAGUCGCAACUGGACAUGCCCUUGGAUGAUCUCCCACCGCUCCUGCUGCGAGACAUGGUGUUCUCAGCUACAACACCACACGAGACGAUGUCGACCUGCCUAGAACGCAUCCUAGAGUCAGCCAGGUCUUCUUCCGGCGUCAUCGUCAACACAUUCGCCGACCUCGAAGGCGCCGAGCUCCGGAAGAUCGCCGACGGCGUGAGCGCCCCCGUGUUCGCGAUCGGUCCGCUCCACAGGAUAUCUUCAGGCGCAGACAGCAGCCUGCUGAUUCAAGACCGGAGCUGCUUGGAUUGGCUGGACAAACAGGAGGCAGGGUCUGUUCUCUACGUGAGCUUUGGGAGCUUGGCGUCCAUGAACCAGGAAGAGCUCGUGGAGACUGCGUGGGGCCUGGCCAACAGCGGCGCGCCGUUUCUUUGGGUGAUCAGGCCGGACCUGGUUCAGGGUUCACAGAAGGUUAGUACCCUGCCUGGCGGAUUCGAGGAAGAGACACGUGGCAGGGGAAUGGUGGUGAGCUGGGCACCACAGCAAGAGGUUCUUGAGCACAGCUCGGUCGGCGGCUUCUGGACCCACAAUGGGUGGAACUCGACGCUGGAGAGCAUCUGUGAGGGCGUCCCGAUGAUCUGCAGGCCCCACUUCGCCGACCAGAUGAUCAACGCGAGGUAUGUUCAGGAGGUAUGGAGGACGGGGUUUGAGUUGGAGGGCAAGUUAGAAAGGGCCAAGAUUGAGAGGGCUGUCAGAAAGCUGGUGUUUGAGGAGGAAGGUUUGGAGAUGAAGCGAAGGGCAAAGGAUCUGAAGAACAAAGCAAGAAGGUGUAUCGAGAAAGGAGGCUCCUCAGAAAUUGCAAUUGACUCGUUGGUCAACUGCAUAAUGUCAUUUUGAACAUUCUUUCACCUAGAUAACAUUGGUGUUAGACGUGUUACUUUUUCCGUAUUGAUUCAUUGGUGAACUUUACCGUGGAUAUUCUCUUUUCCAUGUUAUUGCACUUUUACAUCUA